CCGGCUAGCAUGCCGAUCAAAACGCAUUGAAAGCUGAUGUAUGACGAUCAGCACAAGCCUCUCUUAGUCUUUAGUCGUAAUAGGCAGAAUACCAUCUUGAUUCGCCCCUGGACAGGCACGUUUCUGUUAGUUGGCGCUGUUCUGUGUUGCUUCGCCUGGAUAUCGAUGUCGAUCUUGGUCUAGAGGAGAGACUCGCGAUGACGACGCCGUGGAAGAACUACUGGGUAGACCGGCCUUGGAAGCCCGUCAAACCCCUUACGAAAGCGCUCACACCGACAACAUCUCGAGGUAUAAAGAGGACGUCGAUGCCACAAGAACUGAACAUCAUCACAACACAUCAACUCAUCUACUCCACUACCAAACAUCAUUCCAAACAUCUCAACCUUUCCACCAUCAAACACUUCACCAACAACCAUCAAAAUGCAGUUCUUCACCGUCAUCGCUUUCGCUGUCGCCGCCGCCGCUGCCCCGGCCCUUGAGUCCCGCCAGCUCCCCGUCUGCACUGGGGGCUCUCCCCUCUGCUGCGCUACCGACGUCCUCAACCUCGCUGACCUCGACUGCGCUACUCCUGCCACCACCCCCACCAGCACCAACCAGUUCAUCGACAUCUGCUCCGCCGCUGGCCAGCAGGCCAAGUGCUGCAUCCUGCCCAUCCUCGGCCAGGCUCUGUUCUGCUCCGACGUCAACCCCACUGCGGACACCACCGUCGUCACUGCUCCCUCUUCUUAAGCGGGUCGCCACGAUGACAUGAUCUGUAUAAUGUCUUGUACAGUAUGAGAUGGAAAUACUUGGUGCAUAUAUACAUAGGCGUUUAGGUCGCCGAAUAGGAAGUGACUAUCAGGUCAACGAUUUUCUUCUUAUGAUGGAUUUGAUAGGGAAUGGGUGGCAGCUGUCUAGAGUCCGAUACUCAAUGACACCUCUUUUGUGGAAAUGACUUUUGACUUGCCAUCGUGAUAAUGUUUCCAAUUGUGCUCACACCUUUCCUAUUUUUGUUCG
Messenger RNA from Paraphaeosphaeria sporulosa, 996 nucleotides. RefSeq lists its product as uncharacterized. The transcript is spliced from 2 exons. The record is from RefSeq and is a predicted model, not a curated record. Gene Ontology annotation, cellular component: extracellular region. The coding region runs from base 421 to 729 and encodes 102 amino acids. Lineage: Eukaryota; Fungi; Ascomycota; Dothideomycetes; Pleosporales; Didymosphaeriaceae.